This is a messenger RNA of Lathyrus oleraceus (garden pea), 471 nucleotides long. RefSeq names its product protein SRC2-like. The record is from RefSeq and is a predicted model, not a curated record. NCBI's taxonomy places the organism in Eukaryota, Viridiplantae, Streptophyta, Magnoliopsida, Fabales, Fabaceae. The coding region runs from base 1 to 471 and encodes 156 amino acids. The transcript is spliced from 2 exons.
AUGUCAUCUUCACCAAAGUACAGUGUCAAUGUUCAUUGCAAUGGUGAAAUAUACGAGUCUGAGUUUUAUGGGUGCAUAUUAUUGUAUCCUUAUGGUGUUCCAUACGGUGUUCCUGCUCCUGCUCUUGCUCUUGUUGCACCUCAGCAACAACCUCAGGGAUCGUAUUACUCUGCUGCUCCUCCGACGGGGUACCCUCAAACGGCGGCAUAUAGUGCUCCUGCUCCACCUCAGCAGCAACAGCAGCCGGGAUCAUAUUAUUCUGCUGCUCCGCAAGCGGGGUACCCUCAGACGGUGUCGUAUGGGUCGCAAUCGAAUGUGUAUGUACAAGUGGAGGAAAAGAAGAAGAGUAAGUUUGGUGGGAUGGGAACCGGAUUGGCUAUGGGUGCGGUUGCUGGGGUACUUGGUGGCGUUGCAUUAGUGGAAGGUGCUGAGUUUAUUGAAGAAAAGUUCUCAGAUGAUGAUGAUUUCUAG